CGAGUAACCACGAUUGGUAACUACAUACAACAAUUGAGACUUCCGUUAAGCGAGUGAAAUCCUUCUCUAUGUCACUACUUUAUCAGCCCCGGAUAAAUAAUGGAUUUAUUUUAAACGCGUUAAUAAUAGCGUGGCUUGAAAAUAAGACAGAUGGACUAAAAUGGAGACUAUUACAGCAAGAAAAGAUCUUAACGGAAUGACGAAAGUGGACAUGGAAGAGUAUUUUGACGAUGUUGAAGUGGAAUCAUUAUAUAGCUGGAUUGACAGGAUUCCACUAUCCAGACCGAAGAAAAAUAUUUCAAAGGACUUUUCUGAUGCUGUGUUGUGUGCGGAAGUUAUCAAGCACUACUUCCCUCGCAUGGUGGAAACACACAACUACACUCCGGCGGCUUCCACCAAACAGAAACUAGAAAACUGGUACUUGUUAAACAGAAGAGUGUUACGACGGCUUGAGCUCGACCUAUCGGAUGACGUCCUUCGGGCUCUGGCCAAUGGAAAGCCAAAGGUCAUAGAGCGCGUGCUCAUGCUCCUGCGUCUCCAGAUUGACAAAAUGCUCGAGAAAACAGGUAGGGACGGGUCGUGGCGGCGGCAAGAGCUGUAUUACACAAACCCAGAUCCGGUGUACUUAAGGCUCCGUCUAAACUCACCGCCAUCUCACUCUACCAAAAACGGCGAAGAAGAUACACCACCAGGUAUAAAGUCUCCGCGGGGUCCGGACAGUUCCUCGAGGUCUUUGUCCCCUAACAGACUCACCAAGUCGGAAGGGGCAGCUCCAUCGCCAAGAAAAUACCAAAAAGGCGAGAUACCUCAUGGCCACCCGGACCGAACGCGCGAGAUCCACUCCGAUUAUCACCACCGCCCGCCAAACCCAGGGUUGGAAGCACUGGCCUUUGAUUACCCAUUCACACAUUUUGCAGAACGAUCGUAUUUCGCGGACAAGCCUCUGCCCCUCGUGCCGAAACCUUUCCUCCCUGCCGUUGACAACGUGCCCCGGAUACUGUUCGAGGAAAAGGAGAUGGAGUGUCAGGCAAAGCAGGAGACCAUUCAGAUACUCGAAGCCAAAAUACGUCGUUUAAACCACCUUCUUCACCUAAAAGACGUACGGAUUGAUGACCUUCAUAACACCUUGCAGCAGACUGUUGGAUUCGGCUACUCUUCUUACCGGAAGACAUAACUAACACAAAUACUCCAACCCCUGUUGUUCUCUGUAUAAAAUAUCAUUUGGUUUUCGCCUUUCGUGGGAAGCUGUACACCACUAUAGACAUUUUUCAUGAACUACAUUUUAUUUAUGUAAAGCGUUCGGUCAUGAUGACGGAUUGUGGGCUCCAAAUGUGUAGAUUGAAGUUUUGACGUAAGGGAUUUUCCUUAAUAUAGUGCUUACAAAACGUUAUGGUUGAAUCGUAUGACAAUUUUCUUCAGAACUACCAGGACCGACAGCAUUUUUUGCAUUUUCAGCACAGGUGUUGGCCAUAAGUGUUUAUUUAAACGACUUAUUAAGGUAUCCCUUUGGAUAUUUUUCCAGCAAGUAUCAGUAUAAUAUGCUGAUGUAAUUAUUCAGGUUCCUGUUAAAAACGUUAAAAAAUGAAAAUUCUAAAAUCAAAUAUACGGUAUUUGUAGCUUUGAAUACUUGUUUGUUCCGAUAUACACAUUGAAUGCUGUCGUAUCUGUGCUUUGGAGAUUGUAUUCUUGAUUACGACAUACCGUAAUGUAAAUUGUAACCCAAUUACGUUGAUAUUGUUCAAUAUGGUUAUGGAAAUGCAUGGCAUAAACAAAGUUGUAUAUUUGUUAAUUGUCUACUUCCAGUUGUGCCAAAUACCUACUGGUAGAUGGCAAAGUUAUGGAAAUUAUGAUACAAGAUAUAUUUUAUACACGUCCUUAUACGACCUGUGAAUUACAUAACACGUGGUUGUUUGGUGUGUAACAAAUACGCUUUAAAACUGUUUUGUUUCUUUUAUAUUUGUUAUCCGGCACGAUUAAAGCAUCAAUUUUGGCGUACUUUUCAAAUUGAAAUAAAGUUUGAAAUAACAUUUUAUACAUAUUCUUCAAUAAAAUGAAUCAUGAGUAAUGUAAUAAGUAAGAUACAAAUCGGCAUUAGUGUGUGCCAUUGGCCCGCAUAUGCCCACCAUAAGAGGCAUUGAGUUCAAAACUGCCGCAGUUGUGCCAAUACGGACGAAUGUUACACCAUAGCCGUGUAAUAAGAGAAUUCUCAAAUGACAUUUGCUCAUUUCCAUUAUUAUUAUAUCGUUUACAUUUAUAGUAUCUUGGUAGUUAACGCCUACUAAAAUGUGAAAGGGGCAUUUCGAAAUUGAAGAGCAAUCAUAGCAUACAUUUAAGCGGACAAUGUAUAGAACUGUAAUUGCACUGAUAGUGGUGGGAAAAUGUAAGAAGUAAAAUAAUGUUUUUUUCGACCCAUAACAAAUGGUUUGAACUGUGUAUGAACGUUGCGAUUUUUAUCUUCUUUUUUAUUUAAGUUCUCAAUAUUUUUAUAAGCAAUAUUUUGUAAUCAACUCUUUUCACAAAGUAUAAUAAGUUUGCAAACACUACUUUUUAUUUUUCGCAUAUCAUUGGAGCGUAUAAAAAGACACUCUUUUCCAUUCAUUCAAACUAAAUUCAAAUCGUACAAAUACCUUUAGACGAUAUGUUAUGAAUGCAACUACACGUGUUAGUAAUAAUGCGUGUAAAUUUUGAAUUGUGUUUGUUAUAUAAACAUCAGACUUUCAAUAUUUUGUUUUUUAAGGUUAACUAGAGCUUUUGAUGGUUUUCAAAUUAAUAAAAAUGUUAAGUGUAGCUGUCCAAAUAGUUUUUACCGAGGGUUUUAGGCUUGAAAAUAUAACAUGUUCAACCUCUCUUGCACUGUAUUAUUAACUGAAAAUUAUAUGCAUGAAUGUUAUGUUUAAGAGUGUUUUUGUUUCCUAUUCCACUUACAUAGCUUAUUGUAUGAUAAACCGUUAUUUAUUAUUAUGAAAAUCAUGGUAUCUAGUUGUUAACAUUCCAAAACAAUGUACUAUAUAAGAAAUUAAAGCUUUACAAAAUUAUUUUUACAUGCGUGUCUAUCUAGAUAUUUAAAAGAAUUGUACCAGCUUUUAACCACGGACUUUAAUUGUAAUACCCCUUUUUACCACUGAUUUGAUAUUUCUGACAAUAUUUAUGUUGUACUUUUGUAUUUAUAACUAAAAGUCUGGUACUAUCCUCAAUGAUAUUUCUCAAACAUGUAUUGUAAAUAAGCUCUAUGUUUAUAACAUUUUUAUACAAUAUGUAGAUGAAUAGUAUGUUAGUGAAUAGUGUCUGUUAUUCACUAUACUUUAUCUGUGAUAUUGUUAUUAUAGUGUUUAGCUAUUCUGAAUGUUUAUUUGAAUAUGUACAGUUUUUCUUAAGUUAAUUUGAACAGUUGUGAUACAUAAAACUGAAUAAAGAUGUGAUAUUUUUCUAUGCUGAUAAUCGAAGCUUUUCAAAACAAAAUUGUCAACUUGAAAUUGCAUUGUGAUAAAAAUUCAAAACGAUAAGCUACAUGAACUGUUAUUAUAUCAAUAGAAUUUGAUAAAGUGCCUUUAAUUUGGGACUUUGUCAAUGCAAGUAUGGAGCGUCAAUUUCAAAUAAAAAUAAAUAAGAUACAUUACAUUCUUUACACAUUAUAACAGUUUAUUGCAGAAAAAAAUGAAUAAACAUUUGGAUAUGUGCUUUUGGAACAUUUAUUUAAAACCAUUCAUUUGGGACCAAUUUUGAGCAUUAGUUUCCGCAAUAUAUUGUUUUCGACUUUGACUUGAUAAUACAUCAAAACAAAACAGAGAACAAAGUUUAUCUUUUUACUAAUUUAAACAUCCUUCAAUUAUUUAAAAAUAACCUUAGUGAUUUAUUAAUUACUAAUUAAAUUUACUUUAAAACAAACGUUUUCGUUUUGUUAUUGUUUCGAAAUAUGACAGAUGUCGUUAGAAUGUAGAAAAGUAGUAUUUACCAUUUUUUAAACCUAAAAUGUUGUAUUUAAUUAGUUAGUUUAUUUAAAGUAUGUUUUCAAUUUGCUAUGCAAAUGCAUCUGUUAUAAUUUUUUUGCAUUACAUUUUAGUAUAUAAAUAAAUUGGAUUAAAAAAGUG
Dreissena polymorpha is the source of this 4088-nucleotide messenger RNA. RefSeq names its product sperm flagellar protein 1-like. Gene Ontology annotation, cellular component: axoneme. Gene Ontology annotation, molecular function: microtubule binding. The record is from RefSeq and is a predicted model, not a curated record. Lineage: Eukaryota; Metazoa; Mollusca; Bivalvia; Myida; Dreissenidae. The transcript has 9 exons. The coding region runs from base 161 to 1174 and encodes 337 amino acids. Gene Ontology annotation, biological process: regulation of cytoskeleton organization.